This is a messenger RNA of Petromyzon marinus (sea lamprey), 1944 nucleotides long. RefSeq names its product proline-serine-threonine phosphatase-interacting protein 1-like. Gene Ontology annotation, molecular function: actin filament binding. Gene Ontology annotation, biological process: actin filament polymerization. Gene Ontology annotation, cellular component: actin filament; cytoplasm; plasma membrane. Lineage: Eukaryota; Metazoa; Chordata; Hyperoartia; Petromyzontiformes; Petromyzontidae. The record is from RefSeq and is a predicted model, not a curated record.
GGUAAAGAGAGGGAGUAGAUAGAGAGAGGAGAGAGAGGGGAGAGAGAGAGGAGAGAGAGAGGAGAGAGAGGCAGGAGCCGUGACAGCGGCGAUCUGUGACAGCCCACGGGAGAGCGUCAAUCAUGAAGCUCAGAUUCUCAGACUCGUUUUGGAACUCUGACUUCACGAACAACGCCGGCUACACCGCCAUGCUCGAGAGACUCAGGGAUGGGCGCAAAGUGUGCAAGGGCUUCGAGGAGAUGCUCAAGCAGAGAGCAUGCCUGGAGGAGACCUACGGGAAAGGUCUCCUGAUGCUUGCCAAGAAGUCCGGAGGUCAAACGGAGAUCAACACGAUCCGCUGCUGCUUCAUGGUGCUCAAGCAGCAGCUGGAAAGUGUGGGCCAGGAACACACCCAGUUGGCCCUGGAGCUCAACAAGGAGUACAAGAAGAUGGAGGACUUCCGCAUGAAGCAGAAGGAUCGCUUCACCAAGAUGGACAAUCAGAUGAGCAGCCUGCACAAGCAGAAGCAAUCCCUGUUGAAGAAACUCAACGAUUCCAAGAGGUCGCAGGAGGUCAAGUGCCGCGACCUGCUGGAGGCGGAGUGCAACCGCGACCGCUUGGCCAACAACCUCAACGCCAAGCUCGUCGAAAAGAGCAAGCAGCGGGUGGACAAUUGCUACCAGGCGCUGAUGGACGCCGACGUAGCCUACAAGCAGAACGUGGAGCUCAUUGAGAGGACGCGGAUCGAGUGGGAGACGGUCCACGGGCGAGCCACCGAGCUGUACGAGCAGCUGGAGUGGGAGCGCUUGAACUACGCCCGGAACGCCAUGUGGGUGCACUGCAACCACCUCUCACAGCAGUGCGUCAAGGACGACCAGGCGUACGAAGAAGUGCGGCUGUCUCUGGAGAAGAGCGACGUUCAGGAUGACAUCAACUGCUUCGUGAAGAACAAGCAGACUGGGGAGCGCAGGCCAGAUCCGUUUGUGUACGAGGGCUCCAGCAUGAUGAUGACGACCAGCGCCGGCCUGCACAGCAACGCCGCCAGGAAGCCCCAGCUGCACCACGUGCCCAAGGACGAGCCCCCUCCCUCUCUCGACACGGCCCUCUACGCCACCGUGGGUCCGGAGCGGGCGACGGCGGUCGCGCCCGCGGCCCCGCCUGGGGCUGAGCCGACGCGCCGCAAGGGCCCCUGCACCAGCGAGCUCUACGUGGUGACGCGCGACUUCACCUCGCGGGUGGAGUCAGAGAUGUCGGUGAUUCAAGGCAAUGUGGUGGCGUCGCUGGGAGACACGGUGGAUGGCUGGAUGCUCGUCAGCCUGCGCGGCCAAGAGGGCUUCGUGCCCUUCGACUACCUGAAGCCCAAGUAGCGCCAGCUAGACCCGCGGCACACAACGCCACAGAGCAUCACACCACGUCAUACCAUGCCAUGUCGCGCCGCCAAAUGUUACACCACAUCACAGCACAACACGUAACACCACGCCACGCCACGUCACACCACGCCAUGUGGAGUCACACUGCAAGGCGUCACACGACACCGAGUCACGCCACCUCAGACCACGCCAUGUCGCGUCACAUCACGCCACGUUGCGUCACGUCCCACCACGGCACACCAGAGUAUGUGUGCGUGCGUGUGUGCAUCCCCUGUGUAAACCACCGCGCAGAGAUAUCGGAAGCUAAGCUGGAAAAAGAGCCUGGUUAGUCCUGGGAUGGACGAUCGCGGUGUGGGCUGCGAGGUGGCCUGCAGGUGGUGGUACAGCAGUCGAUCCCUAAAUCCAUUCUUGCGAACAUUUUAAUAUGACCCCCUCUAAUACGGUUAAUGUGCAGCACUCUGGCAAGAGCAGCUGGGUAUGAUGCUACUGCUGCUCUUUGCAAUCCCUUGGAGUGAAGGACGCUGCUGCUACUGGGCAGUGGGAGGCAGUCGCCCUCCAGCAACAGCGGAGGGCAGAGGAGCGACGCUCACAACGA